Molecule: messenger RNA, 831 nt
Organism: Guillardia theta CCMP2712
Lineage: Eukaryota; Cryptophyceae; Pyrenomonadales; Geminigeraceae
Exons: 8
Coding region: 1-831 (276 amino acids)
Molecular function (GO): phosphoprotein phosphatase activity
Source: RefSeq, a predicted model, not a curated record
AUGAGCUUGCAUGUAACAUGCUUCAUUCCUAGAGUUUUCAGAACGGCUUGCGUGGGUACAGCAAGUGAGAGCGAUGCUUGUCUGAUAGUGGAGAAUAUCAAGACUCUCAUUGAUUUGAGAUCGGAGAAGGAGUACGGCAUGGACUCGGUCAAAUACAACAGCAGCGUGUGGCAGCAGUACGAUGAUCUUAUUUACGAAGUCAAGAAGUCGAAGACCGGCAAGCCUAAAGCUCUCAUUCCCUCUUCUCCGGCGAAGGAACCAAUGCGCGCGAGACACAUGCUGUCAGUCAUAGAUGAGGCCAUCUACAAGCGAGGAGUCUUCAAGCGGAUGAGCCUGCGCAAGAAGAUUAAAGCUGGAAUCUACAGGGCCGUCAGCUAUACGAAAGCUCGAUCAUUCUUCAUAGAGUACAUCAACAAUGCAGGUCUGCCACUGCUGAAUGAAUUGAUUCUCGACUACGGAGGUCCCUCCAUCAAAGCGGUCAUGCAAGUGUUGUCGGACCGGGCGAAUCAUCCUGUUGCGUUCUAUUGCACUGCGGGGAAAGAUCGUACAGGAUUGAUCGCAAUGCUUGUGCUCUCAGUCUUGGGAGUUGAUAACGAGGCUAUAGUGAAUGACUAUGUGUAUGCGAACUUGGGUGACAAGAAUGCCAUGGUUGGAGCGCUGAGACAAGAGCAGCUGGACCCUGAAAAGUUUCUUCGUGCACCUCGUGCGGUCAUGGAGCAAACAAUCAAACUUCUCAAGGAGGAAUACGGAGGAGCCGCCAAAUAUUUGGAAAGCAUAGGGUUCGGUCCGGAUGAAGUGAAGAAAUUGCGGGUGGCCUUAUGCGAUGACUAG